Messenger RNA from Rana temporaria (common frog), 2329 nucleotides. It is a transcript of the gene LCK, whose product is annotated as LCK proto-oncogene, Src family tyrosine kinase. The coding region runs from base 399 to 1910 and encodes 503 amino acids. Gene Ontology annotation, cellular component: extrinsic component of cytoplasmic side of plasma membrane. Lineage: Eukaryota; Metazoa; Chordata; Amphibia; Anura; Ranidae. Gene Ontology annotation, molecular function: signaling receptor binding; ATP binding; non-membrane spanning protein tyrosine kinase activity. The transcript has 13 exons. Gene Ontology annotation, biological process: cell surface receptor protein tyrosine kinase signaling pathway; B cell receptor signaling pathway; innate immune response. The record is from RefSeq and is a predicted model, not a curated record.
CUGUGCUGCGGAUAUGACUUCUGAGGCACAACUAUAAGCUAGUGUUUUUGUGGUUGCACUAUGUUCUGAGUUCUACUUGGGCAGGAAGUCAGGUAACAAUGAGAGAGAGAGAAACAGAUGCAAAGUGAACAAGAGAAAGGAAUGCAGUGAAGAGAAGCCUAAAAAACAAGUGGAUGACUUAAGACGGGGCUAAAAAGAAUAGUGAGCAAGGUAAAAUGACUCAAGAGAAAAAUUGACCCAAGUUGGCUGGACCUUACAGAAAGAUCAAGUAUAUCAAGAAAGAACGCUGAAGAAAGGAAAAGCAAAUAUAUGAAAGGCACUGUAGGGGAAAUAAUGAUCACAACUUAAUUGGAGUAUUAUACACAGCAUCCUACUUACAGGAUAUUUAUGCAGGUACAAUGGGGUGCGCCUGUAGCUCUGAAUAUGAAGAUGACUGGAUGGAAAAUUUUGAUAUUUGUGAAAACUGCCACCUGCCACGGGAAAAGUCACACACGAUCACACGAUAUGAUGUACAGGAUCCAUUGGUUUCAUAUGUGCCCCAAGCCCCUCCAGGUUCUCCACUUCACGAUAACCAGAUGGUGGCUUUAUAUGACUAUGAACCUGUUCAUACUGGCGACCUUGGCUUUAAAGCUGGAGACAAGUUGCAGAUUUUGGAAUCAAAUGGUGAAUGGUGGAGAGCCAGGUCAUUAUGCACAGGAGAGGAGGGACUGAUACCAUUCAACUUUGUGGCACCCGUAAGCGGAAUCGCCUCAGAAUCCUGGUUCUUCAAGAACCUUGGACGGAAAGAUGCAGAGCGUCAGCUUUUAGCCCCAGGAAAUCAGCAAGGAUCAUUUCUAAUAAGAGAGAGUGAGACCAGCCAAGGUUCCUAUUCCUUAUCUGUGCGGGAUCUUGACCAAGUUCAAGGAGAAGUAGUGAAACAUUACAAGAUUCGGAACAUGGAUAAUGGAGGUUUCUACAUUUCUCCAAGAAUAACUUUCAAAAAUCUUCGGGAACUUGUGCAACAUUAUUCGGUAUCCUUGGAUGGACUGUGUACAUUGCUAAAGGACCCAUGUGAAACUAAACGUCCACAAAAACCUUGGUGGGCUGAUGAAUGGGAAAUCCCUCGCAACAGACUGCAGUUGUCAAAAAAACUAGGAGCAGGCCAGUUUGGAGAGGUGUGGAUGGGGUUUUACAAUGGCCAUACAAAAGUUGCCAUAAAGAACCUUAAACAAGGCACAAUGUCAGCAGAAGCAUUCCUGGCUGAGGCCAAUCUAAUGAAACAACUACAGCAUCCGCGACUGGUCCGAUUACAUGCUGUGGUGACCCAGGAACCUAUUUAUAUUGUGACAGAAUAUAUGGAAAAUGGAAACUUGGUUGAUUAUUUGAAGACAUCACAAGGCCUCAAACUAAAUGUAUAUAAACUCAUAGACAUGUCAGCUCAGGUGGCAGAAGGAAUGUCCUUCCUGGAACGCAAAAAUUACAUCCACCGGGAUCUGCGAGCAGCUAAUAUCCUGGUGUCGGACACUCUGUGCUGCAAAAUAGCAGAUUUUGGCUUAGCUCGUAUAAUAGAGGACAAUGAGUAUACAGCCAGAGAAGGUGCCAAAUUUCCUAUAAAGUGGACAGCUCCAGAAGCAAUAAAUUAUGGGACAUUUACCAUUAAAUCAGAUGUAUGGUCAUUUGGAGUCCUUCUGAGUGAAAUCAUCACGUAUGGGCGCAUUCCAUAUCCUGGUAUGACUAAUCCUGAAGUGAUAGAUUAUCUUGAACGUGGAUAUCGAAUGCCACAGCCUGAAAAUUGCCCAAAGGAACUUUAUGAAUUAAUGCUUCGGUGCUGGAAUGACCAUCCAGAAGAAAGGCCUACCUUUGAAUUUCUUCGUUCUUACCUUGAAGACUUCUUCACAGCUACAGAGGGCCAGUAUCAAGCACAGCCUUAACAAAGCUUCCUUUAACAAGUAGAAACAAGCACUGAAGAAUAUCUAUGAUUUCAAGGACACUCAUAGCAAGAAAGCUUUGACGGAUAUGGCCACUGAUAAAGUGAAUCUGUGCAUUUUAAAUAAUGUUUUAGGCUGGGUUCACACUAUUGUGGGGCAUUAAUGCAUGCCUGUUAACAUGCAUUGCAUUAAGGCAGCUUGCUCAUUUGAAUGUGCUGUGUAAUGCACUAAAAAAGGUACAGUAAUACCUCGAAUUGCGAGUAACGCAGUUAACGUGCGCUUCGCACGAACUAUUAUUUAAAAAAAAUCCUGACUCGGUUUGCAAGUGUUUUCUCACGAAAUGAGAAGGAUUCAAAGCUCUGCGGUGUGCAGUACCGCAUUUGGCGAGAGGUGGGGUACGCCGGUGACACACAUUCAGAGAU